AUGUUAAAACUAAACUAUUUCACUCGAGUCUUAUCGCAUAUUUCUUGUCAACAUCGAUCGCUUUCAACGAUUCAUUACAAAGUUCAAAAUCGAAUAGCUUACAUCACAUUGAAUCGACCAGAAGUACUGAAUUCAAUAAAUGACCUUAUGCCCAAAGAGUUGUCGACAUGUGUAGAGAAAGCCAAUCAUGACUCAUCUGUUCAUGUUAUUGUCUUAGCUGGCGAGGGCAAAGCUUUUUGUUCAGGAUAUGAUUUAACAUACUAUGCUCAAUUGAAAAAUGAAAAAGCUGUGCAAGAAAUGCCUUGGGAUCCAAUGAAAGAUUAUACAUCAAUGAAGGAAAACACCGAACAUUUCAUGUCACUUUUUCGUUCACCGAAACCAACAAUCUGUAAAGUUCAUGGCGAUGCAUUAGCAGGCGGAAGCGAUAUCGCUCUGUGUUGUGAUAUGAUUUUAAUGGCGAAUGAAGCCCGUAUUGGUUACAUGCCAGCAAGAGUUUGGGGUUGUCCUACUACAGCCAUGUGGAUCUAUCGAGUCGGAGUGGAGAAGGCGAAGCGAAUAUUGCUGACGGGCGACAAAAUAACCGGAGUUGAAGCUGAAAAACUUGGACUGGUAUUAAAAUCUGUUCCACAGGAGGAAUUAAGUGAUGAAGUGGAAAAAUUAGUUCGUCGUAUGACUGCUGUACCUAUCAACCAAUUGAUCAUGCAAAAACUAUUGAUCAAUCAAGUUUUAGAAAACAUGGGCUUGAGAACAACUCAAAUGUUCGCAACGUUAUUCGAUGGAAUCGCACGACAUUCACCGGAAGGCAUGGCAUUUAAACGUCGAUCAGAGACUGUCGGAUGGAAAACUGCUGUUAAAGAACGAGAUUCUGGUACAUACGAUUGGACAGCUGAUAAACCGCUUUUAUAA
Adineta ricciae is the source of this 906-nucleotide messenger RNA. The record is from the annotation of a GenBank genome assembly. NCBI's taxonomy places the organism in Eukaryota, Metazoa, Rotifera, Eurotatoria, Adinetida, Adinetidae.